Messenger RNA from Diaporthe citri, 1341 nucleotides. RefSeq lists its product as uncharacterized. The transcript is spliced from 4 exons. NCBI's taxonomy places the organism in Eukaryota, Fungi, Ascomycota, Sordariomycetes, Diaporthales, Diaporthaceae. The record is from RefSeq and is a predicted model, not a curated record. Bases 1 to 1341 code for a protein of 446 amino acids. Gene Ontology annotation, molecular function: monooxygenase activity; FAD binding. Gene Ontology annotation, biological process: secondary metabolite biosynthetic process.
AUGGCCGGAACUCCAAACAGACUCGACGGCGCAGAGCCCAUCAAACGGCAACCUUCAUCAGGUUUAUCUAUCCUGAUCGUAGGUGGUGGUAGUGCAGGACUUGGUUUUGCGAUCGAAGCGUACCGCAAGGGUCACGACAUUCGCAUUAUCGACCGUCGACCAAACAUCGAAGACUAUGGUGAUAUUAUCGGUAUUGGGGACUCUGUUCUGCCCUCCAUGAAGCAGUGGCCCGGUUUCGCGUACAAGUAUGAUGGAAGCUACAUAGGCGUAUUGGGGGAAGGCCUGGGCAUGAGCCGAGCUGUAUUCCACCACUAUCUGCACCAGUAUGCACUGCGCCUUGGCAUCCCCAUCCGCCACGCUGCCAAAGCAGUGGACUACUUCGAGACCGACACCGAGGGCGGUUCUGUGCUCGAAAACGGGGAGCGCCUCAGUGCAGACGUCGCUGUCGCCGCAGACGGCAUCGGAUCCCGUUCGUGGCGGCUGAUAUCGGGCACCAAGGAAGAGCCGAUCAGCUCCAGCUUUGCCAUAUACCGAACUACCUUCCCACUGGAUUUGGCAAUGCAGAACCCGUUGAUCGCGGAAGGAUACCCGGGAGUUGACUCUCGCCGGUAUUUUGGCCCUGGAGCCCAUAUCGUCCUGGGGAAAACGGACAAAGACAUCAUUUGGAUGCUCACACACAAGGCAAGUCCUGACACUGGAAAAUCUUCCGAGGACUGGGCCAAGCCUGCUGACCCUAGGGAUACCCUCCCUUUCGUCGAGGGCUGGGCGCCAUGGAUCAAUGAGCUCAUCAAAGUGACUCCCUCUGACGGAGUUGUGGACUUCAAGCUCAUGUGGCGCAACCCCAGGGAGUCAUGGGUCUCCCCUAAAGCCAGGGUAGUCCAGAUUGGCGACUCAGCCCACACAUUCCUUCCCACAUCAGCCAGCGGUGCGACGAUGGCACUCGAGGAUGCGUUCUCCCUCGCGGCUUUGCUCCAUAUAAGUGGGAAGGACGAGCCCUCCCUGGCCCUGAGAGUCCAGAACAAACUGAGGUUCGAGCGUGUGACCUGCGCUCAGAAAAUGGGCUUCAGGAACAGAGAGAACUUCCAUAAUACGGACUGGGACGCUGCUGCCAAAAGCCCUGACUCGGUUCUCAAACAAGUCGACAAAUGGGUUUUUCAGCAUGACGCUGAGAAGUACGCCUACGACAAGUACGAGAAGUGUGCUGAUCAUAUUCACAAUGAGGCGCCCUUCCAGAACACGAAUACACCGCCUGGCCACACUUUCAAGCUUUGGACUGUGAGGGAGCUUUUGGAACUCGGUGAGCGUGGUGAGAAGAUUAUCGACGAUGGUGAUUGGUCCUGA